UUGGUAGGACAAGCUGACAAGCACAAGACUUAUUUUUUAUAGACAAAAUCAUAACAUUUUAAUAUUUUAUAAGGUAAUGAAAGACUAUUCAAAAUGUAAUCUUAAUUUCAUUUUGUGAUAAUAGUUAACAUUACAUGGAGAAGAACAGAGAUCAUCAAAGAAGUUCAACGACCACCACCCGCGACGAAGAUAUGGCGGCAGAAACUCUACUUAAACCGGUGCUUCAAAAACCACCAGGCUAUCGUGAGCUCCAUUCGCAACCUCAAACUCCACUCGGAUCAUCAUCAUCAUCAACGCUUCGUCGCCCACCAAAACAUGCGAUCCCGGCGUCAUUUUACCCGACGAAGAAGAAACAAUGGAGUCGUUGCCGCGUCUUUUGCUGCUGCGUCUGCAUCACCGUCGCAAUUGUCAUCCUCCUCCUUAUCCUCACCGUCUCCGUCUUCUUCCUUUAUUACAGCCCGAGACUCCCCGUCGUACGUCUCUCCUCCUUCCGCGUCAGCAAUUUCAACUUUUCCGGUGGAAAACCCGGCGACGGUUUAUCGCACCUGACGGCGGAGGCGACGGCGAGGCUCGAUUUCAGAAACCCUAACGGGAAGUUGCGUUACUAUUACGGUAACGUUGACGUGGCGGUGAGUGUUGGAGAAGGUGAUUUUGAAACGAGCCUAGGGUCGACGAAAGUCAAAGGGUUUGUGGAGAAGCCAGGGAAUCGGACGGUUGUGAUUGUUCCGAUAAAAGUGAAGAAACAACAGGUGGAUGAUCCGACGGUUAAGAGGCUUAGAGCGGAGAUGAAGAGUAAGAAGUUGGUGGUGAAAGUGACGGCUAAGACGAAGGUGGGAUUGGGUGUGGGAAGGCGUAAGAUUGUUACGGUGGGGGUUACUAUCAGUUGCGGUGGCGUGACAUUACAAACGCUUGAUUCGAAGAUGACUAAAUGCACCAUUAAAAUGCUUAAAUGGAUUAAAUUGCACUCAUAAGUAAUGAUGAUUGAUUGAUGUGUCUUUUUCGUCGGGAUUCAAAACGUGGCGAAAAGUUGAGCUUUACGAAUGAUCACUGUGUAUGUAUUUGUAUUUUUCUUUUCCCUUCUUGUUUUCACUUUUCAUAUAUAAUUACGAUCCAAUAUGCAAUAAUCUUUACAUUAUUUUACUAAAUAUGUAUUCUUAGGAUGUAGAGAAAAUAUUCUCCAAUUAUGAAGUUUGUUUCCUAGGAAUGGAUAUAGAUAUUAUUAUGAAGUUGGCUGUGUCUUUGUUCAACAAUUCGCGCACACAUGAAAUUUGCCUUACACCUUUAGUCCUUUACAUGAUACAAAUUCAUAAGCCAAGUACAGAAUCGCAGAAUUAUUCAACUAAAUCGCAAAGUAACCAAUAAGAGUCAUAACAACAGUGUAAAUAAUUGAAUGAGAAAAGAGCAGCCCAAACAUGUUGUAGCACAAACUGCAGUACCAAAUGUAGUUGGCCACUGACUUAUUUGAUUCAGCAUAAAAGCAUAAACCCAAUCAUCUAUAAGUAGAAGAGAAAAAAAAAAAAAAAAA
This is a messenger RNA of Arabidopsis lyrata subsp. lyrata, 1525 nucleotides long. RefSeq lists its product as uncharacterized. Lineage: Eukaryota; Viridiplantae; Streptophyta; Magnoliopsida; Brassicales; Brassicaceae. The transcript is spliced from 2 exons. Gene Ontology annotation, cellular component: plasma membrane. The record is from RefSeq and is a predicted model, not a curated record. The coding region runs from base 135 to 971 and encodes 278 amino acids.